AUGUCAGUAAACGAUCAAUUCCCUACAAAUAUUCCAUUGAAAUAUGUACCUGUUGAUAAAAAUCACUUGAAAAUUUUACAAGCGGGUGAACCAAAAACAUUAGAUUUAAAAUCUGAAUUUAAAGACUCAACAGUUGUUAUUAGCGGAUACCCUGGUGCUUUUACAAAAGUAUGCCUGGCCAGUCACUUACCUGAUUAUAUUAAGCAUAUCAAGCAAUUUAAAGAUAAAGGCGUUAAGAAUAUCAUAUUUUUGUCUGUUAACGAUCCAUUUGUUAAUGCAGCAUUUGGAAAAGCAUUAUUCAAAGAUGCAGGUGUUGAUGAUGAAGACAACUAUGUAAUAUUUGCAACUGACCCAGAAGGUAAGCUUUCAAAAGAAUUGAGUGAAGAUUCAGUCAUGGAUUUGAGCUCAGCUGGUAUGGGAUUAAGAUUACAAAGAUAUGCAGCAAUUGUUGAAAAUGGAAUUAUUAAAUACUUAGGAAACGAAAGUGAAGGUAAUUUCACCGAAAUUUCAAGUGCUGAAAAUUUAUUAAAGAAAUUAUAA
Lodderomyces jiufengensis is the source of this 540-nucleotide messenger RNA. RefSeq names its product thioredoxin peroxidase (gene AHP1). NCBI's taxonomy places the organism in Eukaryota, Fungi, Ascomycota, Pichiomycetes, Serinales, Debaryomycetaceae. Gene Ontology annotation, molecular function: thioredoxin peroxidase activity. The transcript has a single exon. Gene Ontology annotation, cellular component: mitochondrion; cytoplasm; peroxisome. The record is from RefSeq and is a predicted model, not a curated record. Bases 1 to 540 code for a protein of 179 amino acids. Gene Ontology annotation, biological process: cellular response to oxidative stress; hydrogen peroxide catabolic process; cell redox homeostasis.